GUGAGCACAAAGCUCAUGCCGCGGUGGGCAGUGUCCCCUCACGUCCUAUCACAGAGGCAGGGGGACAUCCCACCACGGUGGCUGAUAUCCCACCGCAGUGGCUGGUGUCCCACCGCGGGGCUGUCCAUUCACGGGGCCAUCCCGGCCUCGCUGGCUCCAACUCGGCGCGGACGGCGCCCCCAACCCGCCGACACAGCCGCGCCCGGCGGCGCCAGCGCCAGCCCGGCCCAUGGGGGCGGCACGGUCCCGCUCCCCCCGCGGCGCUUAUCCUCCCGCCCGCGGGAGCCCGGGCCACCGAGCCCGACCCAGCAGGGGCGGCGGGUGUCCCCGGCGGGGCGGUGCGGUGCGCGGAGCGGGGCGGGGCGGCGGGCGGACAAUAGGGGCAGUCUGCGAGUGACGCCGCGGGCGGCGGGGGCUUCCAGCGCUGGGCGCCGAGCGGAGCCGAACGAGAAUAAGAUGUCUCAAAGAAGAAGAAUCCCCCGGCACUUUGUCUUCUCCAGCUACCCCAAUGGAGCACCAGAAGAGGGAACCUACAGUAACCUCCAAACAAUUCCAGACACCACAGAGCAAAUGGAGUUUAAUAUCAGCUCAGCUACCCAGGUCGGCCAUCAGCUGGCCCUGAUUGGGGAUGAGUUUAACAGGAUGUACCACAGGAAGCUGGAAGAUACACUGCUUCACCUGGCACAUGGGGUUGCUAUCAGUGUUUUCCAGACGUGGAAUAUUAUUAAAAGUGUUAUAAGAAGCUUUGGAAAUAUUUUGAACAAUAACUGGACAAAGAGGAUCUUUGGUUAUGGAAGCUGGAUUUGCAGGCUUCCUUUCAGGUGCGUCUGCCAGAAGCUGGUGCCUGCGGCUUUGCUCGUUGUGGCCUUUUGGUGGGCCGUGAAUUAUGGACUGCAGAAUUAGCAGAGAGAAUUACAAUAGGAGGUCACUGCUGGACUCUGACCAAUAUCAUUAACACCCAGGUGGUGGCAGUUGGUUUGUUUUUCAAAUUUACACUGAUAAAAAUCUCUUUUAUAUUUAAAACCUAGGCUAGUGCUGGGUCACUGCUGUUUCAUACCUUUUUUUUAAAAUAAAAAUCUUUAAAAUAAGGAGGUUGUUGCUGGAUAACUGCCUGACUUGCUAGUUUUGAAAUGUGACUCCAGGCGAUUAGAAAGUCUGUCUCUUUUGUGUUUGUUUUAAUGCAAUAUAAAGUGUCUAUUUCAUAUAAACAAGUUUCUUGAAGAGAUUCUGGAUCUGAGGGAGACUGAAGGCAUGCUGGACAUCCUUUAAUUUUAACACUGUAAAAGCAAUAGUAAAGAUUAAAACCGUGUUACUUUUUUAAAAAAUUAAAUUGUUGCUUCAAAUGUC
This is a messenger RNA of Columba livia (rock pigeon), 1347 nucleotides long. RefSeq lists its product as uncharacterized. The record is from RefSeq and is a predicted model, not a curated record. Gene Ontology annotation, biological process: apoptotic process. Lineage: Eukaryota; Metazoa; Chordata; Aves; Columbiformes; Columbidae. The transcript is spliced from 6 exons. Bases 16 to 903 code for a protein of 295 amino acids.